AUGAAUAUUUUGGAUGAAUUUAAUACAGAUAAUCCAUGCCCAUCGACGAGUGGCAUAGCGCCGAAAAAAAGAAAAUCCGCGAAUCUAUCACAAUGGAAACGGAGUGUAAUAAGGAAGUCUAUUGCUACUGGAAGGGGCUAUUUAAACUAUAAAGGCAGUGAAAUAGGCGAAAGAAAAACUGGACCGGAUUGUUGUUGUAAGAAGUGUAAGUGUUUUGUUCAAAUUAAUGAAGAAGAUAGGAAACUAAUAUUGGAAAAUUUUAAUAAAUUGGAAGAAACCUAUGUGCAAAACGUAUACUUAGGCGGUUUAAUUAAAACUGAGAAUGUUGAAAGGGAAAGAUCUAAAACUGGUACGGGGAAGAAACGGAGUUGUUCACACAAAUAUUAUAUUAAAUUAGGAAAUAGAAAUAUACAAAUUUGCAGAAAUGGCUUUGCAUCUAUCCAUGGAGUAUCCAAAAAGCGUGUAGACAAUGUUGCUAAAGAGUAUCGGGAUCCUACUGUAACUACACCAGCUCAGUCUAAUCGUGGAAAACAUCAAAAUAGACCAAAUCGUAUUCCAAGUGAAUGGGUUUCUAAAGUUGAGUCUCAUAUUAGAAGUUUCCCACGUCGCGAGUCACACUACAGUAGAAAUAAAAGCUCCGUUAUUAUCUGUCUCCAGAGUUGA
This is a messenger RNA of Parnassius apollo (apollo), 663 nucleotides long. The record is from the annotation of a GenBank genome assembly. NCBI's taxonomy places the organism in Eukaryota, Metazoa, Arthropoda, Insecta, Lepidoptera, Papilionidae.